CUAUUUUAUCAAUAGUGAGUAUAUUCCAUGAGACUUGCUAUCAAUACACGGUACAUCGAAAAUAGUAAUAAUAGGAAUGGGAAGGAGAGAGAAUUCACGACUCCACGUGCGCCUCGCGAUCCCCAAGAAACGAUGGCGAACCGAGUGGUCGGCAGCGCGACAAUAAACACGUCUAAACAAUUGUAUAAAUAUCUAUUGCGCGAAUGCGAAAAACUACCGAAACAUACGCAGCAAUUUUACAAGCACUCGGUCAAGCAAAGCUUCAAACAGCAUGUCUCGGAGUCCGAUGAAGAACGUAUCCAGCAAAUCAUGGAGAAAGCACUACUAGAUGCCAAAUGGGUGAUACAAAAGUAUAACCAGCCAGGUAGUACUCCAACACCCAAAUGAUAAAUCGACGUAAGUUGUAAUAUACACGAAAUAUAUGUGG
Messenger RNA from Trachymyrmex cornetzi, 427 nucleotides. Its product is annotated as LYR motif-containing protein 9-like. The coding region runs from base 28 to 387 and encodes 119 amino acids. The record is from RefSeq and is a predicted model, not a curated record. The transcript has 3 exons. Lineage: Eukaryota; Metazoa; Arthropoda; Insecta; Hymenoptera; Formicidae.